This is a messenger RNA of Penaeus vannamei (Pacific white shrimp), 2129 nucleotides long. The record is from RefSeq and is a predicted model, not a curated record. NCBI's taxonomy places the organism in Eukaryota, Metazoa, Arthropoda, Malacostraca, Decapoda, Penaeidae.
AUGAAGAAUUGGCCAGAACUUCCGAGGAUCAGCCCACUGAGAACCCUCACGGAAGAGACCACAGCUGGUGGAGGAGAAUCGCUCCGCACUUGGAGAACGGACCGCCAGAUCCAUACUAUGCAGCAGUGUUCCAAAGCCUCUCUCAGCCGCAUGCUGGACGAAGGGGAUCAAGUGUCCAGAGUUCGUCUCUUGACUGCUGUUCAGCCUCAAGUGGGGCGUGGAUCCUUGCGAUUCCUGUGCCCUCUCUGGGAGCAUAUCCCUACGCUGACACCCUUCGUCAUGCAAUCGCUCAGUGGGUCGGUGCUCUCUGAUGCCAUCCACAUGAAUGUAAAUGUGGAGGUCAAAGGGACUCCUUUGGGCAUCAUGCCCUUCCUGCAUCUUGACAAGCGAGAAUUCUUAGAUGUCUCAGAAGCCUUUGAAGAUUCUUGCCGCGAGCUGCAGACUUACAAAGCAACUUGUACCAUUCUUAGGUAUCCCUUGUGUGACAACUGUGAGGGGGCCGCCAUCUCCGCGCCCUCGCUCUCUCUCUCUGUGGGCGCCCUUGUGACAGUGGUCGUGUUUGCUGUCCUCCUGUUCGCGGUGGUGCUCGCGGCCUACCUCGUGCACCGUCGCCGCCGUCAGAAGCGCUCUCUCUCGAAGAAGGCGAGCGCCGAGUCCUCGUUCGUGGAGAAGACGACCCAGGACGACAGCCUCCACGACGGCGAGCACGACUUCUCCGCCGACGUCAUAGAGCUCCACCUGGCGAAGGACCUCCGAUUCGCGGGCGAGCGCUCCAAGAACGGGAACGAGAAGAUCGCCGGCGUUGACGUCCUCAGACACGAUGGCCCGCCCACGAAGGGAGGCGAGGGCGGGGCGGAGGGAGGGUGCGGCUGCCCCCACCUCCCCUCCCUCGACGAUCUCCGCAACUACGCCUACGAGGGGGAAGGGAGCUCGCCCGGGUCGCUGUCCUCCUGCUGCUCCGGCGGCGACGGAGGCGGCGAGGCGCGUCUCCUCGGAGGCUUCCAGGACGUCGCGACCUUGCUGAGCUGCCUGGGAGGGCAACCCGAGGGCGGCUCUCCGUCCCACACCGGCGCCGCCCUCGCGCAGCCGGGCAAGAAGGCGCCGGCGCCCUCCUCCUUCGGCGAGGCGGCGAAGGGCGUCUCCGGCGGCAGCCCCUCGGCGCCGCAGCUGCUCUUCGCGGCCAAGAAGGCGGACAAGGGCGGCGCCGGCGAGGCCAUCGCCAAGAAGAGCAUGAGCAUCUCCAUGUCGAAGGCGGACACGCUGGAGAUCGGCCUCCACAGCGGCGGCGCCGAGGCGGAGCUGCUCUACCAGCCGGCGGCCGUCGCCAGCAAGUGCCACUCGCUGCCGCGGCUGCGGGUGCCGACCAUCUUCGUGAACAACCUCCACGGCGACCCGGCGGACGCCAAGGGCCGCGAGACCUUCCACUCCUCCCUCAAGAGGAACAAGGCGCCCUCGGGCGUCGAGACCGCGCUGGGGAUCAGAGGUAGCCCCCCCGGGUGCUACUGCGCGCAGAUCCCUCCCCCCGCGGGCUUCGAGGAGAGCCCCUCGGGCGGCCGCUCCACGGCGCGGAGUGCGUGCAGGGCGUGCGUGACGGUGGCGCUGCAGAGCGAGGAGCGGCUCAGCGCCUACGGCAUCCCCCGCCGCAGCCUGUCGGCGUCGACGGUGUCCUACCUGACGCCGGCCGGACUCAACACGCAGCUGGCGCAGCCGGCCGCCGUCGCGCCGCUGCCCCCCUGCGGCCACCGCACCUGCUCCUCCCUCAGCAGACACGCGGCGGACAAGGGCGCGGCCGUGUGUCCGUGCAAGGUGUCCGCCGUGUCUGGCCACAGUGACUACACGGGCGGGCAGAGUUGCCAGAUGCGCGCCGCGUCGGAGAAGCUGGGCGGCGGGCGGGGAUAGUACUCAGAAGGCGGGCGGGAUGGGCGUCGGAUCGAUAUUUGGAUCUACGAUAUAUGUGCCUCUAUGUUUAAUACAGUGUUUUUAUGGAAUAUUAAAGAAUUAACAAAGAUUGAUCAAUCUGUCUUUCACCUUUGUGUGCGACACUGACGAGAGAUACAUUCGGGAAAAGUCAUGAUUUAUACUUUUGUAAAUCUGUAGCUGUGUACAUCACUUUGUGAAAAUAAAGUCAU